Raphanus sativus (radish) is the source of this 936-nucleotide messenger RNA. RefSeq lists its product as uncharacterized. Lineage: Eukaryota; Viridiplantae; Streptophyta; Magnoliopsida; Brassicales; Brassicaceae. The transcript is spliced from 2 exons. The record is from RefSeq and is a predicted model, not a curated record. Bases 130 to 729 code for a protein of 199 amino acids.
AACUACUUUGAAGAAGAGUCAAAGCGAAAGGCCAAAUGGCCAAUAAUACAGAGAGCAAGAGAGAAGAGCCAUCGCAAUAAACAAAAGAAAAAAAAAAAGCAAAAAGCUAAAGAACCUCCUCAAGCAUCAAUGGCGAUAUCCAAGCUCCACCUCCUCUUUCUUCUCUCACUUGUCAGCCUCUCCCUUCAUCGUCCUGUUCUUUCCGACAACGAUGAGGAAGACAUUCUUCUUAAAGGCAUCAACGAAUACAGAACAUCCCUAAACCUAACAACACUUACGCAUAACAACAACGCAGAAUGUCUCGCCGACGAACUCGCUGACCAGUUCAAGAACCAACCAUGCACUAACACCACUGGCCCUGCUUCUGUCCCUGGAUCCCAACCUGGUUUCCAAGACUUCCCUAAGUUCCUCACAAAAUGUCGCCUCGACAUAACCGCAACCAGAGACGGUGAGAUCAUGCAAGCUUGUGUUCCUAACCUUGAUGCCACCCUUGUCUUGUCUAAUUUCACAAAGUCACGGUACAACAAGAACCUGAAUGAUUCUAAGUUCAUUGGCAUUGGCAUUGCUUCUGAUGAUAACUGGAUCGUGGUCAUCCUCACUACAAACACAACUGAGGGUGGCUAUACUCCGGCUACUAAGGACAGUAACUCAGGAGCUCUCUCAUUUGGAGUUAACGGUGUCGUUUCUUCGUGUUUGUUGGUUCUUCUCUUUUCUUUCUUCAUGUUUUGAGUUUUUUUUUCUUGAAUAAUGAUCUCGAUUUUCUUUCUUCAUGUUUUGAGCCUCAUUACGAGUUUCUUUUUCACUGUCUCUGUUCUGAAAAAAAUAAUGUUUUUUGUGUGAAAAUCUCAUUGCAUUUGUGUGUUAUCUCUAUCGUUUUGUUUUGAUGGGAUAUAUAUUGUAGUACUGAUCAGCUUAUUUGCACUGCGUUUGUCACUC